UCGAUGUCAUGCAUGAACGUUCUGUACGAAGGGAUUCAGAUUCAAUGGAGGGGCACGAGCUGCUUGCAGCUCAGAUCAGGAGUUGUGCAGCAGUGGUGGUUGAGCCAAGUAAAUCUUCUGGGCCUAAUGUACCAGUCACAUAUGCUCAUGAAGCGUUGCAUUGAGCAUCGUUUACAUAGCAGCAUUGCGUGUCGAUGGAUAGUGAAAGGUUAGGCGAGAUGAGGGCGCUGGUCAUCUUUGCAAGGCUCCCUGUCCCAGGAAAAGUGAAGACAAGGCUGGCUGCUGGCAUUGGCCCCGAGGCAGCAGCCUCCUUCUACAAGGCCAUGGCGGAGCAGAUUGUUGUCGAAAGCGCAAAAUGCAACACAAACAUAGUGCGGUAUCUCUUCCAUUCAGAGCCGAACGACCGAGAAGGGGUCCAGGAAUGGAUGGCGGCGCUGGGGCAGAAAGACACUCUGAAGCUUCGAGUCCAGUCCACCAAAGGAGAUGUCGGAGGCCGCAUGCGGGACGCCUUUGAAGAGGUUUUCAAGACCGGCGUUGAUCAGGUGGUGCUGAUCGGAACCGACAUCCCGGAUUUGACGGCGGACGUCAUGGAACGGGCUUUUAAAGCGCUCGAAACGGCUGACGUCGUACUGGGGCCCGCCGCUGACGGCGGCUACUACCUUAUCGGGCUCAAGCGGUUGCACGAAGUCCUUUUUGAGGGGAUUCCGUGGAGCUCCUCUGAGACUAGGGCUGCAACCAUCGCUGCUGCUGAACGUGCGGGUCUGAGAGUUGCCCCGUCCUCGAGCCUGCCAACUCUCGCAGAUAUUGACACCCUAGACGACCUAGAGAACUGGUAUACAUCAGCUCGAACAGAAGUGCACGUGUCACCAACAGGCCCGGGGACCGUGGCAACCACGUCCACCGGCCCCCCCGCUAGCGCCGGGCCGCCCGCACAGCGCAGAGCGUCAUACCCCACGGAGCAUAUCCUGGUGGUGAAAACGACUCGCCGGGACAGGUUCCUCACUGAGUUCAACACCCACCUCAAGGAUCCCCUCCUCGCCGCGGGUUUCGGCCGCCGCACGAUCAUGGACGUGGUCCAAACCUGGCGCCCGUUCACCAAACGCGGGUACCCAAAACGCACAUGGGCGAUGAGCUUCGGCUCGGUGGCAGACACGGAUGCGGCAUGGGCCAAGUACGAGCCCCUUAGGGAGGCAGUUUUCGCCCAGGGACUCCUCAUUGAGAAGUGCAUGCCCAAGGAGGAGGCGGCGCCGGCGAACGCGGCCGCGCAUGUUCGCACCACCACCCAACACACUCAAGCUAUUGCAGCGGCGGAGACACUGGCGCCCACCGACAACGCGACCGGCCGUAAUCUGACGCCGGACGACUUGCAGGACCUGGCCAGAUUCCUCUGCGACCGCCUCAUCAAGGGCAAGACCCAGGAGUAG
Messenger RNA from Klebsormidium nitens, 1424 nucleotides. NCBI's taxonomy places the organism in Eukaryota, Viridiplantae, Streptophyta, Klebsormidiophyceae, Klebsormidiales, Klebsormidiaceae. The record is from the annotation of a GenBank genome assembly.